Pangasianodon hypophthalmus (striped catfish) is the source of this 2212-nucleotide messenger RNA. RefSeq lists its product as uncharacterized. NCBI's taxonomy places the organism in Eukaryota, Metazoa, Chordata, Actinopteri, Siluriformes, Pangasiidae. Bases 153 to 1538 code for a protein of 461 amino acids. The record is from RefSeq and is a predicted model, not a curated record. The transcript has 8 exons.
UCGCGUACAGCGAGGAGGACGUGUGUGUGUACACACAAGCCUGUGACGAACAACACAAAGCCGCCGGGCUAAAUCAUGUUUUGCAGAGUAAAACUGCGAAAACGCCGGUAAACGGCAACAUUAGGUGUUUAUUUCUACAGUUACACCAGAUUAUGGCGGCGUUUGUCGCCCAUCCAUCAGUGCGGGUCAGGGCUACAGAACACUCCUACGUGCCCGUGCUGUGCCAGGAUGACAAGUGUGCUGGGCAUGAGAAAGGAGUGCACAUGCACUGUCCGCUGUGUACAGUCGCCGAGGCGUACCAGGACCCCGUUAUACUCCGUGCCCACUUCCGCAUCAAACAUGUUGACAAGAGCAUCGACUUCGCUGGCUUGAAAGUGUUACGUUGCUGUAACCACUGCGAGAUCGUGGGCACCAUUAAAGGAGAGAAGAGGUUUAAAGGAGCACACUGGCACUGCUACCGCUGUAGGAACGGCUUUAACAGGAGGGACGAGGCUGUCAAGCACUACAAGACACACUUCAGAAACCCACACACCACAUUCCAAAUCCAGGUUACACAGGAUGUUAAUUGCAGGCAGUACUAUAAAGGCAACCCGGAGGCUAAUACUAAAGCGUACAGUGGGCUAGCUGUGAGUCUGGGCACUGGAAGCGACAGCACUGCUGUCAUCACACCACCAGUCCUCACCACCGGCUCAGUCACUGAGACUACCACCUUACUCACUGUUGAGCCUAAGGAAGAUGGUGAGAGUAAUGGAAUGCCACUGGGUGCUGAAGAGGAGGUGGGCUCUUCCCAGCACGCAUCAGCACGGACCCAGACUCUGGUUUUAAUGGACCCUGAUGGAAACACAGGCAACUUGAUCUAUGAUGAAGCAACAGGCAUCAUUACUGAACAGACUGAGGAGAGUUUGGACCUGCAGAAACAUCUCCUGGAGCUCAAUGAGCAGAUAGACAUAUUACGACAAGAGAAAGAGAGUGUAGAGAAGAGUCUACGGUCUGAAAUUAAGCAGCUGAAAGAACAGAUUGCAAGUCUGGUUCAGUCUAACGUGAAGAUGUUCGAGGAGCUGCAGGUGUACCGCUGUCCAGACCACAGUCAGCAGAGACUGGCCAAACUGAUGGAGAGUCUGCAGACUCAGCACAAAGAGCUACUACAGGCCCAGCUGGCUUCACUGAGGCAGGAAAUCCUCUCCCAGGCCAGCACCAUUCCACUCAAUGGCCACACAGAAGCGCUAGAACUUGACUCCGGUGGGGACCAAUCGCAGGACCAGGUGGAGGUAGAGGUGCAGGGGACUAUAGUAGGCGGGAUAACGGGACUGGAGAUCAUAGGGGUUCCACUACAGCCAGAGCAGGUUGAACUGAGAGGGCAGCUUGUGGAGUUUGGACCUCAGGAGGACACGCUUUCCAGUCUGGAAAGCCCAAGAUCAGACACAGCACUGACCCAGGACCUGGAGGUUAAACAAGACCUUUCUCUGGUGUCUAGGAAACGAAGCUCUGAGGAGGAAAGUGGAGGGACAAGUGAAGGCAAAGUCCCUCGUGUUAGUUAAUGCUAACAAGACUUAAAAAAAAAAAAAAAAAAAAAAAAAAAAAACAUUCACAGACCUGACUUUUCUCUCUGGUUCUUGGAUACUAAGGCUAUAUUCACAUUUCCCUCAUAACAUAUCUGAUAGCUACUUUGUCUUCUCCUGAAAGUACUGUAUGAUUAUACUCAGUACCAAUAUAAUUUUAAAGGUCAAUACACUAGUUUUACAUUGGCUUGUACUUCACAUAUUUGUUACAACAAAUGCAAUCCAUACAUUCUACAAUAUUUAAAAAAAAAAAUGUUUUUAUUUCUUUACUGUCCUUGACUGUCCAUAAUUAUAGGCCUAUGAAAACUGUGCUUAGCUUUUUCCUUUCUGAUUCAAGUUCUACAUAUCGGCAUUCUGUGAUAUUCAUCAGGAUCUAAUCGGUUUACACUAAAGUUAGUUUGUUUAAUGUGUCUGUAAAUGUAUACAGAUGAUUGAUAAUAGCACAGUUAUUUAUUUGUGUAGUGCAAACCAACUAGUUGAAUCAAGCCAUUAUACAUUAUAGUUUGUCUUCAUUCUUUGGUCCAAUAUUUGAGAAUUGUCAGACAUUUGUCAGAAAUUUGCAGCCCCCUUAAAUAUGAUAAUUUACCAUUUCUGCUGUCCACAUUUCAUUGUUUCAUUUUUGAUAAAUAGAAUAAAAAAUAUAAUUAAAUGCA